Messenger RNA from Pipistrellus nathusii (Nathusius's pipistrelle), 3879 nucleotides. The record is from the annotation of a GenBank genome assembly. Lineage: Eukaryota; Metazoa; Chordata; Mammalia; Chiroptera; Vespertilionidae.
AUGGACGCAUCAUAUGAUGGUACUGAGGUAACUGUUGUGAUGGAGGAAAUUGAGGAAUCCUACUGUUACACUUCCCCUGGGCCACCCAAGAAGAAGAAAAAGUAUAAAAUACAUGGAGAAAAAGCCAAGAAACCCAGGUCGGCUUACCUCCUGUACUAUUAUGACAUCUACCUGAAAGUUCAGCAGGAGCUGCCCCACCUCCCACAGUCUGAGAUCAAUAAGAAGAUUAGCGAGAGUUGGAGGCUUCUCAGUGUGGCUGAAAGGAGUUACUACUUGGAGAAAGCCAAACUGGAGAAAGAAGGUUUGGAUCCUAACUCUAAGCUCUCUACAUUGACUGCUGUGGUUCCGGACAUCCCAGGUUUCCGCAAGAUCCUACCCCGCUCGGAUUACAUCAUCAUCCCCAAGAGCAGCCUGCAGGAGGACCGGAGCUGCCCUCAGCUGGAACUGUGUGUGGCCCAGAACCAGGUGUCCUCUAAAGGACCAUCUCUUGUAUCCAACACAGCCUUGGAGACAGUGCCUAGCCAUGCAGGCAUGGCAGAGCAGUGCAUGGCUGUGGAGGCCCUAGCUGAGGAGGUGGGAGCCCUUGCCCAGCCGGGUGCUGUACAGGAGAUCACCACCUCGGAGAUCCUCAGCCAGGAUGUGCUCCUGGAGGAGGCUUCCCUGGAGGUAGGGGAGAGCCCCCAGCCUUACCAGACAAGCCUGGUAAUUGAAGAGACCUUAGUGAAUGGCUCACCAGACCUCCCCACCAGAAGCCUGGCUGUGCCUCAGCCCCAGGUGGGGGAGAGCAUGUCCGUGGUAACAGUCAUGAGGGAUUCCAGUGAGAGCAGCUCCUCUGCGCCAGCCACACAGUUCAUCAUGCUGCCUCUUCCUGCCUACUCGGUUGUGGAAAAUCCCACCUCUAUCAAACUGACCACUACAUACACCCGCCGAGGCCAUGGGACAUGCACUAGCCCAGGUUGCUCCUUUACAUAUGUCACAAGGCACAAACCACCUAAGUGCCCUACGUGUGGUAACUUCCUAGGAGGGAAGUGGAUCCCAAAGGAAAAGCCAGCCAAAGUCAAAGUGGAAUUGACUUCUGGCGUCUCCUCCAAAGGCUCUGUGGUUAAAAGAAAUCAGCAGCCUGUCCUCACUGAGCAAAAUUUUUCUAAGGAAACCACCUCUAAACUGACUCUGGAGAACUCGGAAGCUGUAAGCCAGCUCUUAAGUGUAGCUCCUCCAAGAGAAGUGGGUGAGGAGAAUGAGUGGGAAGAAGUGAUCAUCUCAGAUGCCCAUGUUUUGGCCAAGGAAUCUCCUGGGAAUCGUGGUACAGCAGUUACUAAGACGCCAGUGGUCAAGAGUGGUGUGCAGUCUGAGAUCUCUCUGAGGACAACUGAGAAUGAUAGUCCUAGCCCAGACAUACCACCACCAGCCGAGGGGACCAGCACUUCCAGCCCACUCCCUGCUUCUAAAAAACUUACAGGAGUCGACCUGAUCAACCCCGGUCCCAGAGCUUCAGAGCUUAAAGGCAGAGCACGGGGCAAACCUUCACUACUGGCUGCAGCAAGACCCAUGAGAGCCAUUCUCCCGGCUCCAGCUAACGUGGGCCGAGGCGGCAGCAUGGGACUGCCCAGGGCCAGGCAGGCCUCUUCCCUGAGUGAUAAGACUCCCUCUGUGAGGACUUGUGGCCUGAAGCCAAGCACGCUGAAGCAGCUGGGCCAGCCCAUCCAACAGCCAUCUAACUCUGGUGAGGUGAAGCUACCAAAUGGUUCGGCCAACAGGACGUCUCAGUUGAAAGUUGUAGAAGUCAAGCCUGAUAUGUUUCCUCCAUAUAAGUACAGCUGCACUGUCACACUGGAUUUGGGCCUGGCUACAUCAAGAGGCCGGGGAAAGUGCAAGAAUCCCUCUUGUAGUUAUGUCUACACCAACCGGCAUAAACCUCGGAUUUGCCCCAGUUGUGGUUUUAACCUUGCCAAAGACCGGACUGAGAAAACCACCAAGGCUCUCGAGGCAAGCUCAGCACUCCCAGAUGUGCUGAGUGUCACAGAGCCCCUGAGCGCGGCCCAGAGGGAGAUCCAACGCCAGUCCACGUUGCAGCUGCUCCGCAAAGUCCUGCAGAUUCCUGAGAAUGAGUCUGAGCUGACCGAGGUCUUUGCCUUGAUUCACGAACUCAACAGCUCUCGACUCAUUCUGUCCAGCGUCAGUGAGGAGACAGUCACCAUCGAGCAAACCUCUUGGUCAAAUUAUUAUGAGUCUCCAUCCACGCAGUGCCUUCUCUGUAGCAGCCCAUUAUUUAAAGGGGAACAAAAUUCCCCAGCUGGGCCCCAAGAGUGCUGGCUGAUGACAGCCAACCGGCUGCAGGUGGUGACUGCCCAGGUGAAGAUGUGUCUGAAUCCCCACUGUCUGGCCCUGCAUAGCUUCAUGGACAUCUAUACAGGUCUCUUCAAUGUGGGGAACAAGGUGCUAGUGAGCCUGGACUUGCUCUUUGCAAUCCGAAACCAGAUUAAGCUGGGAGAGGACCCCAGAGUGUCUGUCAGUGCUGUUCUGAAGUCGGUGCAGGAGCAGGCAGAGAAGACGCUGGCCUCAGAGGAGCUAAGCCAGCUGCAAGAGCUGCUGUGCAAUGGCUAUUGGGCUUUUGAGUGCCUCACUGUCCGAGACUACAAUGACAUGAUCUGUGGCAUCUGUGGUGUGGCCCCCAAAGUAGAAAUGGCCCAGAGGAGUGAAGAAAACGUGCUGGCACUGAGAAGUGUGGAGUUCACCUGGCCUGAGUUCUUGGGCUCUAGUGAGGUAAACGUGGAGGACUUUUGGGCCACGAUGGAGACAGAGGUGAUUGAGCAGGUGGCCUUCCCUGCCAGCAUCCCUAUCACCAAGUUUGAUGCCUCUGUUAUUGCCCCCUUCUUCCCACCACUCAUGAGAGGAGCUGUGGUCGUCAACACUGAGAAAGACAAAAACCUGGAUGUACAGCCAGUACCUGGCAAUGGCAGUGUCUUGGUGAGGCUGCUGCAGGAGGGCACCUGCAAACUGGAGGAGAUGGGCUCCUACAGCGAGGAGGAGCUACAGCAGCUGCUGAGGCAAUGUGGCAUCCCCUUUGGUGCAGAAGACUCCAAGGACCAGCUCUGUUUCUCCUUGUUGGCCCUCUAUGAAUCUGUACAGAAUGGAGCCAGAAGCAGACAGCCCCCGCCUCAUCUCACAGGGGGUAAAAUCUACAAGGUGUGCCCCCAUCAGGUGAUCUGUGGCUCCAAGUACCUUGUGAGGGGCGAGAGUGCCCGGGACCAUGUGGAUCUGCUGGCCUCUUCCCGCCACUGGCCACCUGUCUAUGUGGUGGACAUGGCCACACCGGUGGCCCUUUGUGCUGACCUCUGCUACCCAGAGCUGACCAAUCAGAUGUGGGGGAGGAACCAGGGCUGUUUCUCUAGUCCCAUGGAGCCGCCUGUGAGUGUGUCCUGCCCAGAACUCCUGGAUCAGCAUUAUACUGUGGACAUGACGGAGGCCGAGCACUCUGUCCAGCACCCAGUCACCAAGACUGCCACACGGCGCAUCGUCCAUGCAGGUGCACAGCCCAGUCCUGGUGACUCCAGUGCUGGGCACCACUCUUUGGCCCUGUGUCCUGAGUUGGCACCCUACGCAACUAUCCUGGCCUCUAUCACAGACAGCAAACCCAACAGCAUCCGCCAGCGGCCCAUCGCCUUUGACAAUGCCACUCACUAUUACCUCUACAACCGCCUCAUGGACUUCCUCACCAGCCGUGAGAUUGUCAACCGGCAGAUCCACGAUAUUGUGCAGAGCUGCCAGCCUGGCGAGGUGGUCAUCCGAGACACCCUUUACCGCCUUGGGGUUGCUCAGAUCAAGACGGAGACAGAGGAGGAGGGUGAGGACGAGGAGGUGGCCGCAGUGACAGAAUAA